AUGGUUGUCCUGAAUCCAGUGACUCUGGGAAUUUGUCUUCAGCUUUUCUUCCGCUUCCUCACGUCUCAACCGACUGUCAUCAACAGUGUCCUCCCAAUUCCUGCAGCGCUUCCGGGCCUGGAGCAGAAGAAGCGGAGCAGCCACAGAGCCUGCUGCCGGCUGACGCCCCCGCCGCCCCCCUUGUUCCCACCACCACCGUUCUUCAGAGGGGGCCGCAAUCUGCUUCUCUCCUCAGACCUGAAGACUCUCAUCCUGGAGCUGGAGUCCACGCAGGCCCCGUGCGCCCAUGGAUCGCUGAGCUCGCCCGGGCCCCCGGGCCCCCAGGGUCCGCCGGGCCUUCCUGGCAAGACAGGACCCAAAGGAGAAAAGGGGGAGCUCGGCCGGCCCGGGAGGAAGGGGAGACCUGGCCCCCCGGGUGUUCCUGGUGCACGUGGGCCUGUGGGCGGGCCUGGCCCUGAAGGACCCAGGGGUGAAAAGGGUGACCCGGGCAGGAUGGGCUUGCCAGGCUCCCGAGGACCAGCCGGCUCCAAGGGCUACCCUGGAUCCAGAGGGGAAAAGGGAUCCAGAGGUGAAAGGGGAGACCCAGGUCCCAAAGGAGAAAAGGGCUUCCCUGGAGCUCCCGGCAUGCUGGGGCAGAAAGGGGAAAUGGGCCCGAAGGGAGAGCCUGGGAUAGCAGGACACCGGGGGCCCACAGGGAGACCAGGAAAACGAGGCAAGCAGGGGCAGAAGGGAGAUAGCGGAGUCAUGGGCCCCCCAGGCAAGCCUGGGCCUUCUGGUCAACCCGGCCGACCAGGGCCUCCAGGCUCCCCAGGCUCUCCAUCGGCAGGGCACCUUGUAAUGGGACCCAAAGGGGAACGAGGACUUCCCGGGCCUCCAGGACGAUGUCUGUGUGGGAACCCCUGGAAUGUGAACAACCCCUCCCACGGGGAGUCGGCGUCUGGGCCCAGCUCCCCUCAAGUCCCCGUGAUUUUCGUGGUGAACAACCAGGAGGAGCUGGAGCGGCUGAACACCCAGAACGCCAUCGCCUUCCGCAGGGACCAGAGAUCUCUGUACUUCAAGGACAGCCUUGGCUGGUUCCCUAUUCAGCUGACCCCGUUCUACCCCGGGGACUACAGUAUUGCCCGCCACAGCACUUGUGGGGACGGGGUCCUACAGCCCGGGGAGGAAUGUGACGACGGGAACAACUACUCGGGUGACGACUGCAUCAGCUGUCACCGGGCCUACUGUGGAGACGGUUACCGGCACAGGGGCGUGGAGGACUGCGACGGCUCCGACUUUGGCUACCUGACGUGUGAGACAUACCUGCCCGGGUCCUAUGGAGACCUGCGGUGCACCCCCUACUGCGCCAUCGACUCCACGCCCUGCCGCUACUUCACGUGAGGGCCGCGAGGCGCAGGUGGGCGCCGCAUCCCCGCACGGGCAGCAGUUUCCCCGCCUGGUCCAGCUGGCCCCGGGCUGCCCGGGCUGUCGCACCGUCACGUGACCACACACACAACUCAGCAGAGACAGGCUUUGCUGCUCAGACGCGCUUUCGGCUCAGCCCGACGGGAGGCCUUGGGACGGCCGCCUCCAAUGCUGGACAGCCUCCCACCGUGGACCCGCCCGUCGUUGCUCCGUCCUGGCCCUGGGUGACCCCUGCACUCUUUCCCCGCCGAGGGUCAGACACAGAGAGCUGCAUGGUUGGGUGGACGGAACUCCAGUGCCCACCUCCCACCCGUGGGCACCUGUCCUGCCCCGGCCUGCUGACUCUGGGGAGCUGUCCCUCGGGGUGGGGGGAGGGCUCCCCACUCUAGCUCCAAGGAGGGGCCCCUCAAACUGUUGGUGUGCAACAAAGCGGCUCCCACAGGAAGACACACAAAUGUGAAGAACCGGAAAGGCGACCACCCAGGCCUGCUCCGGCCGGAGGGACCCGGCAGGGCCCAGAGCUGCCACCUCUUGCCUGUGUCCAGUCUCCACAAGGGCGGCCUUAUGCUGUCACCGCCCCGGCAAGGUCCUACCGAGAGGCUCUCUGCCCUGGGGCCUCGUGUCCAGUUCUGGUCUCAGAGCUUUGUUGGCAGCACUGCUGGCCCCGGGGUUCCCGGCAAGGCCCCUGAGGGGACUGUCCUGCCAGCAGCGUCCGGUCAUGGCCAUAUCCCUCGUGCAGAGCCAGGUCCUCACA
Molecule: messenger RNA, 2158 nt
Organism: Sorex araneus (European shrew)
Lineage: Eukaryota; Metazoa; Chordata; Mammalia; Eulipotyphla; Soricidae
Gene: COLQ
Product: collagen like tail subunit of asymmetric acetylcholinesterase
Exons: 17
Coding region: 1-1380 (459 amino acids)
Molecular function (GO): heparin binding
Source: RefSeq, a predicted model, not a curated record